AUGGACGCCGUCUUGGAGCCCUUCCCGGCCGAUAGGCUGUUCCCCGGAUCCAGCUUCCUGGACCUGGGGGAUCUGAACGAGUCGGAUUUCCUCAACAAUGCGCAUUUCCCUGAGCACCUGGACCACUUCGCGGAGAACAUGGAGGACUUCUCUAAUGACCUGUUCAGCAGUUUCUUUGAUGACCCUGUGCUGGACGAGAAGAGCCCUCUACUGGACAUGGAACUGGACUCCCCCACACCAGGCAUCCAGGCUGAGCAUAGCUACUCCCUGAGCGGUGACUCAGCACCUCAGAGCCCCCUUGUGCCCAUCAAGAUGGAGGACACCACCCAAGACGUGGAACAGGAAGCAUGGGUGCUGGGACACAAACUGUGCUCCGUCAUGGUGAAGCAGGAGCAGAGCCCGGAGCUGCCUGUGGACCCUCUGGCCGCCUCCUCAGCCAUGGCUGCUGCUGCUGCCAUGGCCACCACCCCGCUGCUGGGCCUCAGCCCCCUGUCCAGGCUGCCUGUCCCCCACCAGGCCCCAGGAGAGAUGACUCAGCUGCCAGUGAUCAAAGCGGAGCCCCAGGAGGUGAAUCAGUUCCUCAAAGUGACACCAGAGGACCUGGUGCAGAUGCCUCUGACGCCCCCCAGCAGCCACGGCAGCGACAGUGACGGCUCCCAGAGUCCCCGCUCUCUGCCCCCCUCCAGCCCUGUCCGGCCCAUGGCCCGCUCCUCCACGGCCAUCUCCACCUCCCCCCUUCUCACCGCCCCUCACAAAUUACAGGGGACAUCAGGGCCGCUGCUCCUGACAGAGGAGGAGAAACGCACCCUGAUUGCUGAGGGCUACCCCAUCCCCACGAAGCUCCCCCUCACCAAAGCCGAAGAAAAGGCCUUAAAGAGGGUCCGGAGAAAAAUCAAGAAUAAGAUCUCGGCCCAGGAGAGCCGCCGCAAGAAGAAGGAGUACGUGGAAUGUCUAGAAAAGAAGGUGGAGACAUUUACAUCAGAGAACAAUGAACUGUGGAAGAAGGUAGAGACCCUGGAGAAUGCCAACAGGACCCUGCUGCAGCAGCUGCAGAAACUCCAGACUCUGGUCACCAACAAGAUCUCAAGACCUUACAAGAUGGCCGCCACCCAGACUGGGACCUGCCUCAUGGUGGCGGCCUUGUGCUUCGUUCUGGUGCUGGGCUCCCUUGUGCCCUGCCUCCCUGAGUUCUCCUCCAGCUCCCAGACUGUGAAGGAAGACCCCGUGGCCGCUGACAGCGUCUACACAGCCAGUCAGAUGCCCUCCCGGAGCCUCCUGUUCUACGAUGAGGGGGCAGGCUCGUGGGAGGAUGGCCGCAGUGCCCUGAUGCCUGUGGAGCCCCCAGAUGGCUGGGAGAUCAAGCCGGGGGGGCCGGCAGAGCAGCGGCCCCAGGACCACCUGCAGCUUGACCACCUGGACAGCACCCACGAGACCACCAAGUACCUGAGUGAGGCCUGGCCAAAAGACGUUGGUGGAAAUGGCACCAGCCCCGACUUCUCUCAUCCCAAGGAGUGGUUCCGUGAGAGGGAUCUGGGCCCCAAUACCACCAUCAAACUCUCCUAGGCCGUGCCAAGACCCAGGACACAGGACGUACCCCCUGGCGCCCAGAAGAGGGGUGGUCUUGCU
Puma concolor (puma) is the source of this 1626-nucleotide messenger RNA. It is a transcript of the gene CREB3L1, whose product is annotated as cAMP responsive element binding protein 3 like 1. Gene Ontology annotation, molecular function: cAMP response element binding; DNA-binding transcription factor activity, RNA polymerase II-specific. The record is from RefSeq and is a predicted model, not a curated record. Lineage: Eukaryota; Metazoa; Chordata; Mammalia; Carnivora; Felidae. Gene Ontology annotation, biological process: regulation of transcription by RNA polymerase II.